Aspergillus pseudonomiae is the source of this 1260-nucleotide messenger RNA. RefSeq lists its product as uncharacterized. The record is from RefSeq and is a predicted model, not a curated record. Bases 1 to 1260 code for a protein of 419 amino acids. NCBI's taxonomy places the organism in Eukaryota, Fungi, Ascomycota, Eurotiomycetes, Eurotiales, Aspergillaceae. The transcript has a single exon.
AUGCUUCUACCGAAGUUCUGCUAUCUCUUUCUCUUCUUUCUGGGCCUCGUUGCGACUUCGCCGGUGGCUCUAGAAGAAAGAAGCCUACUUGAUCCCCGCGCUCCCAACCUUGACGAGAUUGUCGAGAAACAAGAGAUCGAAAACGUCAAUCACGGCGAGUCAGAAAGGACGAAGACUUUCCGGGUCUAUCGCUCUGUCGUCACCUUUAAAGAUGGCAAUAAAGUCCAAGAUAAACACAUUGUUGGUCUUGCCAAAGCCGGCUGGGACAAGAUGAAUGCUUUGUUCGAGAAAGAGCUGGAAGAAGAAGAUGCCAAGGACAAAGAGAACCACAAAAAGGACAAGAACAGCAAAAAGAAGAAGAACCUCAACAAGGGAGACAGACCACACGUUAUGACUGCUAUGAAGGUAGGCAAUAAGGUCUAUCUUGCAUCAAGUAUCAAAGGCGGCAAAGGCAACUAUAUCUACCAGACCUUUGAGGGCGAUGACCAAUACAAUGGCAAAUUCACCACCGUUUUGGACAACGCGAGGGCGGGGGAUGUCAAAGAAGCAUUGAUGGCAGUCAGCGCCGAGAGCCAAGAUACGGUUAAAAAGACUACGGAUAAGGACAAGCAGACUGAUCCCAAGAAGGACAAACACACUGCUCCCCAGGUGGGUAAAAUGACAAGCGGAGAACCAUCUGCCGCGGGCUCGUCAAGUGGCCAAGGGGUAACAAACAGGAGGAGGCCGGCAAAAAAUCCAACGAUCUAUCAGCAUACGAACAAUGCCGGCUGUGGCGAGGUGAUGGCAUCCAUCGAGUAUCACAUGACUGCCGAAUCAGACCACAAACUAAAGGGCAAGUCUCCUAAGCCAAAGAUCGUUGCAUGGGAAGGAGAGGAUAAGAAGGGUGAACCGUACAAAAACGAGUUCAACGGUCAGAUCACAGAUGAGAUGACAGGCCAGAUGAAGGAGCCAUCUGGUAAGGAACACGAGAACGAUGGAUGCGGGGAGGGCUGGGGCUGCAAGGCUUUUACUGGGCAAAAAGGCAUGAAUUUCGACGUGAUCAAGUCCGUCAAAAAACUGACUGAUAAACACAUAAUGCUUCCUCGCGCAAACGACUUUCCUGAGAUUGUGGACAUAGCUUAUCCCAAGUUUCCCGCGCCCGAAAAGUAUAAGCUACCGGAGCCAGAGACAAAGGGCAGCAGGGGCGGCAGCAGCGGCAGCAGGGGCGGCAGGGGCGGUGGCAGGGCCGGCAGAGGCGGCGGCAGGGGCACGACUCACUGA